UCAGUUAUCGUCGCCGACCUUUUCAGUUCUUUCGCUGCGCUUCCGUGAAUAACAUUUAAGGGUUCCUUUUUUACGCUAGCCGGCAAACCAUGUCGGCUCCUCCCUCAACUCCUGGUGAGUCGGGGAUACUCCAACAUUCGGCCCCCACCCAGCAAUUAAACCGGUCGUGUGAAUCUUGUCGAGGUCUGAAGGUUCGCUGCCUUCCUGACCCCAAUCUUCCCAAUCAAUGCCAGCGAUGUGCAAAGGCUAAGAGACCUUGCGUGUUCGUGGCCCCCCAGCGAAGACGACCACGCAAGCGAACGGAUUCGCGGGUCGCUCAGUUAGAGAGGGAGAUGCGACAGAUGCGCUCUCUGCUCAAGGACCGUUUCCGCAUCGACGAAGAAAGUAGCCUGGAUAGCUCUGGAAGUGAAUUUGAUGAUUCUGGAGAACUUGAAUUUGGAGCUGAACCCCAAGAAAAUUUAUCCACCGUGCCCGAUGCCCCGAGCAGUACGUCGGGGUCGAUCAGACACAUGGACCUCUCUCCCAGCGCUGCGGCGUGUUCUUCAUACCCAAAUACCCUGAACAGCGGCUCUGGCGCAUUCGUGUCUGCCACGCCGAUCCCGCCGGGCUACUCUCUGGAACCACCCUCGGGCGGCGGCGACAUCAUCGACCGGGGGUUGAUCUCGCUGGAGUUUGCCAAUGAGUUAGUGGCGUUUUAUAUCACAGAAUUAACCGCUUUUGCCCCGAUGGUCCUGCUCCCUCCGGAUACCACGGCCUCACAACUGCGUCGCUCGAAGCCCACACUUUUUCUUUCCGUGAUUGCCGCUGCUGCUAUAGCUAUAGACGAUGGCUUGGCCGUCAUCCUGAACCGCGAAUUAGUUCGACUCUACGCCGAACGGUUCUUCAUCAAUGGUGAUAAGUCGUUCGAAUUGGUUCAGACGCUGCUCCUGAUGAUCGUCUUCUACUAUCCACCAGAGUCACCCUUGAAACUGCAGAAUUAUCAGUACACCCAUAUUGCGGCCACAAUGGCCUUGGAAAUUGGAUUGGCCACCAAACGUAAGGUACCGAAUAGCGCAAGCCGCAAAGCGAACAAACGUAGUUCGUACGAUGAAGACAUGGCGGAACAAGCUAGAGCGAUUUUGGGCUGUUAUCAUUUAGCUUCCAAUGUCGCCAUGAAAACGCGCCGUCCCAACUUGCUUCUCUUCAAUGACUGGAUGAACGAGUGUGUGAAGCAUUUGGGGCGCUCACCAAAUAUGAUAGACAGACAUAUGGCCACUUGGUUCGAAUUACAGAAGAUCGUUGACCAAGCUAUGGUUUCCUUCGGUCUUGAUGACACCAGUUCAACUACCCCGUUGACAGAGUCGCGGGUCCAAGUUGUGUUAAGGUGGUUUGACACCCAAAUGCAGGCCUGGAAGAAGAAAGUUCCCGCGGAUAUGCUCACUGUACCCAUGACCCUCGAGUACCAUUUUACCAACCUCGCGAUAUACGAACUCGGUAUCGGUGAAGGUUAUCGAGAUCCUGACGCAAUUCAGCAACAAUAUUAUACACUCCCAGCACCGGAGAAUGACAAGCAGUCAUGUUCCCCUUUGAGCGCUGUUCGCGUAGACCUCACGAUCAAAUGGAUGAAUGCAGCUCAAGAGAUGCUCGACUUCUUCCUUAGUUGCGACACAGAUCUGAUGCGAAAAAUGCCCAACCUGAUUUACAUGCGAGUCGGCGUAGCAGUCAUGUCGCUCCUGAAGAUCUACUUCUCGGUCCAGUCCGGGGCGUUGGGAGAAUUCGUGAACCCUCAGACCAUCAAUGUUGACAUGUACCUGGAGGCAAUGACGAAGAGGCUCACAGAGGCAAGCGGAAAUAUGAAGUAUAAGGUUCCAAGCCGGUGGCUGUAUGUUGUCGGUGUGAAGGCUCGAAACUGGUACGACCGGUUCCAACAACGGCAGAUGCAGACUGAAGCAGGCCGCGUUCCACCAACGAAUACAAGCCCACAGCCAUCCCCCGAUCAGGUUCCCAUCCAGAACACACAAUACAGUUCGGCCGAUUCAUCGCAGCCCACAGGAGCGCUUGCAAUGGGUACUGAUGUACCACAGAUCACAGCUUUACACCCUAUAGGUGGAAGUUAUGGGGUAUCAGCGGCCACGAAUACGAUCUGGCAGUCAGAUCAGUCGAACCAACAAGCUUAUCUCCACAUGAAUCAAUAUGCCGGCUACCGCCCGCCUAUGCUACCUUCUCAGUAUUCAUAUGAAAUUUCGCACAGUGUUCCUCUGGAAACCAUGCAGCCAAACCAGCUUCCCGUUCCCCCUAGGACAGGAAUGGAGCUUGAUGGCUGGCUUCCCGAUGGGAGCAUCUGCGGGGUACCCCCAUUGCCUGGAAUGUAAUGUGGUUCAAUAUGCGAUGAGAUGUUUUGAUGGAGUUGUUUUGGUGUACAUUGCUUUCGGAAGGCGCCGUUGGUCGCAAUCUUGUUCAUAGUCGCCUCUACCAGUAUAAAGUCGACUUAGUCAUUCAGAAUAAUAU
Aspergillus alliaceus is the source of this 2487-nucleotide messenger RNA. Its product is annotated as Zn(II)2Cys6 transcription factor. Lineage: Eukaryota; Fungi; Ascomycota; Eurotiomycetes; Eurotiales; Aspergillaceae. Gene Ontology annotation, molecular function: transcription cis-regulatory region binding; zinc ion binding; DNA-binding transcription factor activity, RNA polymerase II-specific. The transcript has 3 exons. Bases 90 to 2351 code for a protein of 753 amino acids. Gene Ontology annotation, biological process: regulation of DNA-templated transcription. Gene Ontology annotation, cellular component: nucleus. The record is from RefSeq and is a predicted model, not a curated record.